This is a messenger RNA of Cordyceps militaris CM01, 1326 nucleotides long. Its product is annotated as zinc finger protein 58. The transcript has a single exon. NCBI's taxonomy places the organism in Eukaryota, Fungi, Ascomycota, Sordariomycetes, Hypocreales, Cordycipitaceae. Gene Ontology annotation, molecular function: DNA-binding transcription factor activity, RNA polymerase II-specific; RNA polymerase II cis-regulatory region sequence-specific DNA binding. Gene Ontology annotation, cellular component: PcG protein complex; transcription regulator complex. Bases 1 to 1326 code for a protein of 441 amino acids. The record is from RefSeq and is a predicted model, not a curated record. Gene Ontology annotation, biological process: regulation of transcription by RNA polymerase II.
AUGGACCUGACGAACGUGCUGAAUAACAGAGGAGGCACCAUCGUACAACACCAGCAUCACUUUGCAAACGACUUCAUGAAUCAACAACACCAUCUUGCCUUUGGCAAGCCCGAACCAGAUAUGGAUCGCUCAAACUCGCCGCACAUGUCCGAUCAUUCGGCCUAUUCCGCCCAUACCAUGCCGCGAUCCUACCACUCUCCCGCUCUCAUGCAGGCGCCCAUGCACAUACCGAGCUCCAUGUCCAAUAACAUGCACGUGCAAGGCUUUCCCGAUAUGCAACAUCUAGCAGCGGUUCCCAACAUGGCCAUGGCGCACAUGCCGCCUCCCGCCCCCAUGGACGACGGCAAAAAGCAAAAGACACACCAAUGCAGCACCUGCGACAGCGCCUUUGCCCGCCGAAGCGACCUCAGCCGCCACGAGCGCAUCCACUCGGGAAACAGACCCCAUGCCUGCGACGUCUGCGGGAAACAGUUCAUCCAGAGAUCUGCCCUGACCGUUCACAAGCGUGUUCAUACCGGCGAGAAGCCCCACCAGUGCGAGACGUGCGGCAAGAAGUUUGGCGACAGCAGCUCCCUUGCCAGACAUCGACGAACCCAUUCCGGCCAGCGACCCUACGUCUGCCCCUUUGCCGACUGUCAAAAGACGUUUACGCGUAAAACGACAUUGACACGACACAAGAGCAACCAUGUCGGCACUGUCGAGCAAUCUGCAGUCGCCCGAGCUGCCGCCCUGGCAAGCGCAAACGCCAAGAAUCUCAUCCAGCCUCGCUCCGAUGGCGAUCACCUUUCCAGCCAUGGCUCGCCUCUUACUACGCCUUCGCCUGCCCAGCGAGCCAUGUCCAUGUCUCCUGGCAUGGACAUGGCGGCUGGCAUGAACCGCCAUCCUGCUGAUUUCCAGUACCUUCAGCAGGCAGGACCUCUACCUGCCCACCUUCGUGUUGGUAGCCCUGCGUCGACAUCGAGCGGAUACAGCAACCCUGGUAUGCGCCCGACCUCGCAUCCCACCAGCUAUGUGCCGCCGCAUACGCUCGAGCCCAGUGUUGAGCACCACCAGCAGGGUUCAAACAGCAGUAACGGUGGCAGCCCUCACAUGAGCAAUAUAGGAUGGCCGUCGCCGUCUCAGCACAUGCAGUCACCUUCUCAGCACAUGCAUUCGCCGUCCCAGCAUAUGCAAUCGCCCGCUCAGAAUGUUGCUGCUGGCUACGUGUAUCCUGAUCCUGAUACAUAUCCUCCCAACACGGCUGCCAUGAACCAAAUGUACUACAACCCGCCGCAGCAAAUGCGACGGACUCAAAGCACUGAACCAGGGCUGGUCCACAUGGCCUAG